AUGACUGGAUCUAGGGAGGAAGAAGUCACCAAUGGGAAAGAUCAACCCGAAGUAUCAGAAGGUCAGUCCGAUCCCACGAAGGAAAGUUCUCAAUCUGGAAUCCCGUUUGAAGGAAUAGCCCAUGUGUGGGGAUACUCUGUCCUCCACUUUGAUUUCCGUUCAUGGAUAGGCUCCUCAUGGUUCAGCACACCAACAGCACCUGGAACCCUGAGCUCCUCAGGAGGGUGGGGAUUGUACUUCUUGGAUCAGCUGGGGGUGUGGACAUGCGGAGAUUUUUGGCCAUGGGUUGCCAGAUGUUUGUUAAGUGCCAUCGUGGUUUUGGGAGCAAUUUUGAUUCUCUACUUGCUAUUGGUUAUCUGCCGGCCCUGUCAAGCUUUCUGCAAAUGUUGCUGCAGACAGACCAGAGCAGUAGCCAAAGAGGUGGGGGAGCUCCUCCCCGAACUUAGACCUGGGGGCACAUACGAAAAGCUGGAUAUCCGUGGACCCGCCUCUAGCGGGGGCGUCGAUUCCGAAUUCUACCAACGAGGCGUCAAGGGUCGAGGUUCAGAAAGAAAACCCAAUGACGUAGCUGUUGUGGUGAAUGACCAAAUAGCUCGCUUGAAGGUAGACGGGGAUCAUUGGGCACGUGUGGAUCGAUACGGGUUAUGGGUUCGUCUCCGUGGAGUGAAGGGUUCCACGUCGAAAGCGCUUCGCCAAACGUUGGAACAGGAGGGGAAAAUCCAUCUCUGUCGCGAGCAGCGGUGUCCGCUUGAAUUGCAACCAACACCCGGUCUACAUUGCAAAGCUUACGCUUCGGUGGAUGCCAAUGGGCUGGUGGAUUUGGGAGCUUAUGCAGGGUGGUCCACCCGCAGGGUGAUCGUCUUGAUGGGUCGAUGGCUACGUAGAAUGGUGCGGGGGCUUAGUCUCUGCGUGUACUAUCUGACGGGAUGGUUCAUUCUCAGACAACUCUGGGCAAAGCGGACGCCACCCAGAACCAUAGUCGAAGGAGCCGUCGUCAGACCCUUGGAUGCGGAAUCUGAAUCUGAAGUAGAGGUACAAGAUGACCCUUGUGAGGCCGUAUUAGUCGGUUUGGAACAUGGAGGCAAACCGAGAGCAUUGGCCACAGACCCAUGUGCAGAUCGGGCUAUCGGAGAGCCGGUCCGGCUCCUGGAGAGGGACAGAGAACUCUCUGACGUCAAAAGGAGAUCCUCCGUCAGGCUUUGCGACCAUCAUCGGCAGCUCUACGUGGCGGCAUGUUCAAGCCGAAAAUGCAGCGUGUUGGCUUGCUACGAACAGGUUGAUGGUGCCAAACAGGGAGUUCCCCUCUGCAAGCACCACCUGACGGACCUUGGUGGUUGUGCUCGCCCUACCCGCAGGGUUAGCUGGACACAUGAGAGAGAUAGCUCCAUUGCACGAUCCGAGGCAUCUAUGUCCGAAGGAGAAUGCCUCACCCCUGCACGAAGAAGCCGCCGGAUCAUCUUUGACGGCGCUGAACGACUUGGGCCCAGGGCUGCUUCGGCCGAUCCUAGUGAAUCCCAGAAGAAGAUUGAAGGCAAGCUUGAGAAGGGCCCGUGCAUGGUGCUCCUCAGACCAAAGUCAUUACAAACCGCGGAGGCCCCACCCAGGUGGACUGCAUGGUUGGGGCGCAUCGAGGGGUUCGCCGAAGAAGGGCGCAGCCAGGAGCUGCUCGAAGUCCACAUCCCUUCCUUGAAGCAAACGUGUGUGAUCCACAGAAGGCUGUUGAAAGGGUCCCCUCGAGACAACGGGGCGGGUCGAAUUAGUAAGCAUUGGGUGCAGAAGUUCCUUCAGCAUACCCAUGACGAAGAAGUCGGCCAAGGGAUAUCGGUCUUGGUCGCGCGCCUGUCCGAAGACCAAGCAGCGGCCCUGAAUGCCUGGGACGGUGAGGUGACGGAUGAAGGAGCGAAGCCAAGUAAAGCCUGGCAGGGGAGACUCUACCGGGAGAUCCUCCCACAUGCUGAUGCAUAUUUGCGUGAAGAAGCUGAGAUGUCCGACGACUUUAUGACACCGCCAAAGCCGAAAGUCGAGCUGGAAGAGGGUGCGGGACCGGCGAUUCCACCCUUCCCAGACCUAGAUGAUUCAGAUCGCCAGGGAAGAAUGGAGGCGGCUCGAAGAGCUCUUGACCAGCACAUUGAGGGAGAGAUAGAUUCCGAAGUGUUGCAGACCGUGGCCACUGCCUUCGACCUAGAUCAUGAGCAACUGGCUCAGUCGAUGUAUGCGAGGAAUCACCGCCUUAGCUACUCGAAGCCAACGACACCACCAGGAUUGGGAGCCGACCAAAGCGAAAUGGAGUUUGCAAGAAGACCCGUGACGGCAACUAUGCCAGGAGGAGUGACCGUAAAGCCAGCAGUCCCCCGGCCGGCGAAUCCACUUCUGCCGAGGAGCUCCUCCUCAAUCUCCCCGGUCCAGAGAGGUGGAUUGUCGCUCUUUCCCAAGGGGUCAGGCGGUCGAAACAGUCUCGUGAAACCAGCAUCGGAGCAGAUGCCGGAGGGCAGAGCAGGAGCCACGUUCGGAGAAGCCCUCGGAGACAGCACACAAGUCCAGAGCGCGGACCGCAUCAUUCACGCCAUCGACGGUCUGAGAAGAGCACAGGAUGACGACAAAAACCUCACGAAAGGGACCUUGAGUUCUAUCAAAGAGGCGGAGAAGAUGGACGUCUUCCUGGCACGAGGCUGUGGCACCCUGACCGUUGAACUCGCACCGGGAGUGUACGGGAAGGAACUUUUCCACGCGGGGAAAAGGGUGGCAAAUCACGCUCGCCAUAUGCUGCACUUGAUCAAAUGGCCGGUGCUGAUGACCAACAGGGUCCUACUUGGCAUCGCUGGUCUGUGGUGGGGUGGCAAAGACACCUAUACCUUGCACGCAAGUGACUGCGUUACCGCUCGGUCCGAGCAGUUGGACAGUUGGAAUCCGUCCUCCGACAACAAGAUCGAAAAUCGCAUGAGACCACCAGGAGUCUUCAACACUUGGCUCAGGUACGCGGAAAACUCAGUUCGCGUGUUUGGAUCCUGCUAUGGUACAGAGCAUAUCCAAGAAAGGCUCGAUUGUCUCCAAGCCCUGAAGGAGGCCCAUGAAGAAGACGAGCAUGCCUUCCCAGCUGCCUACUGCAUCGAGCUCUUUGAGGAACUUGUCGCGGCUUGGUGCGAAGAACUGCGAGAAAGCAGAAGGAAACUCUGCUCUCUGCUGGGGACCGAAAAUCCACGGCUUGAAGACCUGAAGCUGCUAGCUUUGGCGCCGGGAGCGGAUGGGCAAGCAAACUUCCAGUUUCCAAGCAUAUGGGAUCUGGGCGACCCGAACGGAUAUUACCAGACAGUUGUGGUACCCAGGCAGCAAAGGCAAAUGUCGAGGCUGCUCCACAAGCAGCUGCACGACCACAACCUCAAGCAGAAGAAGACAGCUGGUCCAGCUGAAGAUGAAGAGCCAAGGACAGGGAAAGCCCCAAAGCUUAACCUGAAAGACAAAGAGGCCGAUGGAUAUGCGGGCGGCAGCAUGAAAUCAGCCUACCCAGCUGGAAAACGGCUUACACAAGGAGAAGCUUCACGGUCCGUGGAGCACGCACCUAAGGAUCCCAAGACCAACAAACCUAUCUGCUGGGAUGCGGCCACACACAUGGGAUGCACAAGAGGCGACAAGUGCCAGCACGCGCACGAGCCUUUGCCGGGAUUGGCCAAACUUGACUACACAGUUGCCAUGCAGGUCAUUCGAAGAGGAGGACUCAAAGGUGGGCCGAAAAUCGAUCCCAAAGAGGUCGACGGAAGGGUCGCUCAGCUGCGAACCCAGGCAGCGGCGGAUAAGGCCGACAAGAUCCAACCUAGCAAGAAAGCGAAAGUCAAGCCCAAGCCAAAGGCCAAAGCUGGGAAGGAAGCUGAGGGUAAAGCUGAAGAAGACAAGGUUGGGAACACCCAGUGGGUCGCACCUGAAGACUAUGAUAUCCCUCUGACCCAUCUCGAGACUGACUUGCAAGAGGCGGUUCAGGGCCCAGAUGAGGGCUGGCUGCGAAUACCCUCACAACCCACUGAGCAAGAAGCCGCUCCGGCUUGGGAUGACCAGAGCCAAGAGGAGCGGGAAAGGCUGAAACGAUGGAAGUCGCUGGAGGAGAAAGGGGUUCUGGCGGCCUUGGAGUCGCCCACGGAUUAUCUCAGGUCCCAUGUGAUUGCACGCAUGAUGGCAGCACAAGAUGAAGGAUAUGAACUGGAGCUGAACCGGUGUCUCGAAGAUGCGGCAGAACAUGGACAUCCCGCGCUCUCUAAGGAAGCCGGACGUCAACUUGAGCUCCUCAAGCACGAGCCAAAAGCGGGUCACCAAGCGGAUGUCGAAUUUACGCCCAUCACAUGGGACGAGGGUAUUGGUCAUGGCCUGUUGAACUUUCAAGGAAACUUGUCGCAUAUCGGCUCAGUCACGGUCCGUGACUACCAGGAUCGCUUGAACGCAAAAGACAGCGAGGUCCCACUGCAAGACGGGCAGUUGGAAGAAGAGCGCCAAUGCCUGCCUCUUCAUGUGGGUGUCGGGUUAGCGUUGGCCGAUGAUCCAUCUGUAGAACUACGAGAGGCCGUAGCCAGAGCCAACCAGUUGAGAAAACAUCUCUGGGAUGAAGCAGUGGAGGCUCACGCACACCUUGGCGAUCCGCCAGCGUGGAUACCUGAGGGCGAGCACUUCUUGCGUCAAAACGUCCAUGAUUGCCUCUAUCCUCACCACGAGAAAGACUACCGCGCCUUGCAAACCCUCACAGGAUCCAUGCUGCAAGGAUACACGUUGGCGGUCCUCAGGAUUUCCUAUUUUGGUCGGUUGGAGGUCGACUUGCUCCACGGAGAUGAUGCUGGCAAUGGGAAGCUAGUUUUCGUUACCAUCCACCGGGGGCAUAUGCGCCUGCUUCUUCCACAACAGCCCCAGCAGCUGUUGGAUCACCUGAGGACUGCAGACAAGGUCACCAGGGAACUUCAGGUUGAACAUUGGAGGGUGAUCUUGGACCAGAGCAAAGUGGAGGAUCAGAUGGUUCCAGCCAAGUCCCCCGCCUGCACAAGAUGCCAGCAACAGCAGCAAAGGCCUUAUCGUGUUGGUGAAGGAUUCCCGUUGCCACCGGCUUCAUUUGAGUCCUGCUUGCAGGAUGAUCCACAGGCUCUUCAAAACAGCGGUGUGCCUCUGCGAAAAAGGCUCGCCUUCGCCUAUGGGCCAAUUGGUCAAGAGGUGUACGCUGGAUGGGCAGGAUGGACCAAGGGGCUUCAGUACCAGGGGAUCCCGUGCGGAGAACCCAUUGAAUACUAUGAGGACCCGAUCGAGCAAAAGGGCUUUAAGCCGCAGCAUGAUACCCGUGACCCGAAGGUCCGAGAACGAUUGCUGGGAUUAGCUGGUGCUCCACCAGGGCCCGAUGUCCCCAACACUUGGCAGCUUGGAGUCGUUUGUACUUCCUUCUGCGACCACCAGCUGAAGAACGGUGGCAGCAGGACCUGGCAACGCCCACAAGGCGACGGCACUCGUCCCUCUGAAGUUCAAGGAAAUGAAGACGCAGAGUUCGCAGCCGAACUUUGUACGGUUCUGGCGGACAACGGAAGAGUCUUCGCAUUGGAGAGUAGCGCGCCGUCGGGCCGCUACCCCAAGAUAUGGGACCUGCCUUGUAUGCAGAGGCUCCGCCGCCGCACCGGCGCAAAAAUUGUCUCUAUGGCUAUGUGCGCUUGGGGUCUGGGACCGCCUGAGACUGAGGAGGGCCUGUUUCAUCGCAAGCAUUCUUGGUGGCUGGUCUCCCCAGAACUCUACCCAUGGGCCUUGUUAUUCCUUGGUAGGCAGUGCCCAGGAGUCGGCCCGACUCACCAGCACGCACCCUUGAAGGGACCCAGUCCAAUUCCUCAAGUACCUCUCACUCGACUGGCACAGCAAUACGCACCAGCUUUGUGUGCAGCCUGGGGUCUGGUAGUCCGAGCAGCCUUUGAAGAAUGGAGCUGGACAACAUAUCUGCAAGAGCACAGCGUGCUCAAAGCCCUAGAGAAAUGUUGGACCGAACUGGACGCACCCCCUUGGCCGGCUGAUCCAGCCAAUACGUUGGAGCGAACCCUUGGCCAACAUUUGGCACCGGUGGGGCAGGGCACAAGGGCAGGCAGCGUCGACGACGCCAAUGGCCAAAGCACUGCUGAGAAAUACUUGGAGGUAUGCCAGAGUGCUUACAGCAAGGAGGCAGUGAGAAAAGCCACAGAGGCAGGAAAUGCGUUGUUGAGGGCCGCCGGCUCGGUGCCAAGAGCAGCUGAAUUAGUCAACAAAGCGAGGCUGAGGAAGUAUGGGGAACACUUCCAGAAGGCAAAGGAAGGAGCAUUGAAAGGGCUCAGCCCCCUACACGAGCAAUACUUGAAAGACUGUGUGCUCAAGGGCGUGCCCAGCCGAGCUAAGAGUACCCCCAAGAGAGAGAAGGCCCGAAACCACGGCUCCGUCAGGGGGCACGAGGAAGAGAUGCUGCAGAAGGCAUGGAAAGACGCAUCUUAUGGGGCGGUACUUCUGUGUUCCACAGAGACCGAGGACCAAGAAGAAAAUCGGCAAAUCGACCAGAUACUGACCGAGAGCAAGGUGGCCGAGAGCCCUCUCGGCCGAGUGCCCAAGCAAAACCCCGACAGAACCAUCUCAGCGGAAGGUCGUCCCAUCAACGAUAUGCGAGCACAGAGCAGUGGUCAGGCAAAGCCUUUGGUGGAGGGGCGACACCCGAAGGUUCCACAGAGGUGUGCGAAACGCGAUGUGCCAAGGGCUUUCAAGUGGCACUUCCUCAAGCCGGGCGAUGUCCCUGAAUUCUGCACGAGGAUUCUAGGUGUGCUGAUCCUGAGUCUGGUGAUGGUGUUCGGUUGGGUAGGAGCGCCAGGGGAGUUCGUGAUAUGGGCCACCGCAGCCCAAAAGCACCACGGGUCGUUCCGACCAUGCCAUCCUCAAUUCAACGAUGUGGUUCCCUACACCAGCCGAUGGCUGAUGGAUGACGGCGUGGUGGUAGAGCCACUAGUGGGGAAUAGGAUCCAGAGAUCCCUGUCAGCAAUGGAUGCAGCUAUGGUAUCAGUCUGGGGCCCUGGAGCCAUCAAUCUCGACAAGCUCGCCGAAGAAGGCACCCCGGCAAAAUCCCAGCUCCUGUGGGGCCUCCACCUAGACUUUGAAGAACAGGUUGUGGUCCUCCCGGAACCGAAGCGAAUAAAGGCGAAGUAUCUCCUAAGAGAGCCUCAGCUUCAAAGGGGGUGCCAACGAGUUCGUACCAAGCUGCUCCGAGAACUGGCAGGGACAGCGCAGUAUUGGGCCGUCUCCGCUCCGGAGAUUGCACCCUAUCUACCAGUCUUUUACAGGCUCCUGCAGCAGGAAGUAGGCGAUCAUGAAUGGGUGAAACCCAGGGGCUCCGAGAGUGAGCUAGAGGCUGCCUGGGCUGAGUUCUGGGAUGCGCUCGAUUGGGUUCGCCUCCAGAUGGAAAAGCCUUGGGGAACCAGUUUCAGAGCAGCUUUCGGCAAGCUCCUGCCGUUAAGGGAAAGGCUCGCACUCCCUGGCAUGGCCGCUUCGGCCCGAUUCGUUGGAGGAGAUGCCACGCUAACCAGGCUCGGAAGCACUGAUUGGAAGGAUAGAUGCUACCACAUGGCGGACAGCAGCAGAUACGUCAGGGCCGUGAGCGAAGUCGUAGGGGGCGGAGAUCACUUGGAGAUCAUCGGAGUGAUGGAGCUUCUGACGUUCAUUGUCCUGGCAGCGGCGCGGAAGGAAACCUGGCAGGGGCAACUGAUCCUUUAUGUGACUGACAACAUGAAUGUCAAAGCAUGGUUACGUACCAGGCGCGCUUCAAACAGAUACGUGAGGGCGCUCUUGCUGCUGCUCCAGCGGCUCGAAGCGGAGAAUAGCUUCACUGUCGAUGGAGCGUACGUCCGUACCUACCACAAUACUCUCAACGACUGGCUGACAAGGGAGGAUGAAGACAAGGUCCAUGCGGAAAUGGAAAGCAGUGGCUGGACCCGCCUCGAGCUCAAUGAGGACUGGGAAGGACUCCUGCGAGAAGCCAUGCGCCCCACGUUGAAGCUACCAGGGGAGAAGGGCCCGAGUGCAGCUUUAGCCAUUCAGCUGGCCAACGAACAGCAAACCGUGCAUGCCUUCCCCGCCAAGAUCGAACCAAAGCCAUUCAAAGGGGGACUCCACCAAAUCCGGCUAGGGUCGGAACUACUGACGUUCGAGCUGGGGUGGGCCAAGGGCGGAGGAUCGAUCGCAAGCCAGGCGCAAGCUGACUGGAUCGUCUGUGUUCUCACUCAAGACCCAAAAGGGCGGGAGGCAGACAUCCUUCUAAAAACCCUCGCCAGAACUGAUUGGAGAGGACGACUUAUCGUUGACCAGCCCAGGGAGCUCUCUGAAACCAGCCGAAAUCGCCUGAUGCAGCUUCAGGUUCAAUGGGGUCAGGCACAAGUGGUCGACUAUCAGACUUCACACCACGGCAGCUUCUUUGCCAGGGCCAGAAGACUUUGGCUUUUUGGAGGAACGGCCGACGAAAAGGAGAGAGUUCAAGCAUGGCGAGUUGCACAAGUCAACGAGUGUCAGAUGUUACCUCUGCGAUCCGCAGAGGAGUCAGGUAAGGGAUUAUGCCCGCCCGACUACCUUUUCACGAGAGAACCAAACCUCAUCACCACCGGAGACAAGUGGCUUCCAAAACCAGUCGGCCACUUGGUUGACGUGCGCGCCGGCAGCAGGCACCUGGUCCAUAGCACACGGGGCCCAGCUUGCGGACCUAGGCUCACAGGUGAGCGUCUCAAGAUCCCAGGAGGCACCCUGUUGGAAGAUGGGACGGGUCUGGUCCGUCCUCUCCUCCCAGAAGAGGUGUGGGAAAUGCAAGGGGGCCUCGCAGAGGAUUGGCGUUCCGCCGACUCGAAGAGAAAGGAUCGCAUGAUAGCAGCUGCAGUCCGGGAGCCAGGCUGGCAAGUGGCUAUGAGUCUCAUGCAGGCUCUGACUGGAACCGAUGGGAAGGCAGGAGUCCUGGACCCCGAUGAGAUCCAAGCCCACGAGCAACUAGAGGUCUGGCUGCGAGCGUGGGGGAGGAACCCGAAGGCUCCCUCUUCCGAGCUUUUCCUUACUUCGUGGAAAGAGCCACGUGUGGCAGUGGCACCCACUCAUGAGUUCGUGGGAGCGACAACCCAGGCGAAAGCAGGCGGAGGCAAACGCACCACCGUGAAGCCAGCACUCAGUGAAGUGGAGAGGCUGGUCCAGCCCGCAUCCAAAAGAGGCGGGACUACUGGGACCCCCCGCCCCCGAGGAGGGAGCACAGCAGAGCUUGACCAGGUAGCCAUGGAAGCUGUCUUGGCCAAACUGGCUGAUUCAACUCGCAGGGUCUAUGCAUCAGGCUGGAAGCAAUGGGCGUUGUACAAUGCCAGCUCGGGCACUCACCCGUUCCUUGACGGAGAAGAGCGCUCCGCUCGGACUGAAGACGAGCAGAGGUUGAUUCGGUUUGUAGUAUUUCUACAUCAAGUCAUGGGAAGGUCCAUAGGUGGGGUCAGACAAAGGUUGUCAGCCAUUCGUUAUGCACAUGUUGCGGCAGGAUACCCUGAUCCACUGGUCGGGCGACCUCGGUUGUGGGCAGCGGUUGCGGGUCUACAACGUUGGGAAGGCGCCCCAAAACGAAACCUCCCUGUUACCCCCAACAUGUUGCGAUGGUUGGUCCAGCACUUGAAAAGUAGCGGUUUAUCAGUUGUCGAUCAAACCAUGAUCAAAGGAGCCCUUCUUACAGGUUGGUUUUUCAUGAUGCGGGCCAGUGAACUCUUGCCCAGUAUCAAUGGAGAAGACCCCAUGAAUAGGGCGCUCCGCCCAGCUGAUGUUGCUUUCUUUUCGCAUGGGCAGCCUACCAUAGGCGCCAAGGCCGAUGAAGUCGUAGUGCAGAUUAGAUCUUCAAAAACCGAUCAGUAUGGUAGGGGCCAAACACGGUCACACCACCGCUCCGGUGGAGAUCUCUGCCCUGUUGAAGCCUUAGCCGCGCUACAGGUCCUACAGCCCCAUCGGUGGCGCAGCCCUGAAGACGAGGCGCCUUUGUUCCGCUAUGAAGACGGGACGGGGCUUGACAGAGAGGGCAUCACCCAUUUCAUCAAGAUAGCUGCAUUGGCCGCCGGGUUUCCUGGCGAACUCGCUGGUUCACACUCACUACGUAAGGGGGGAGCCACUGCAUUUUUCGCAAGUACUGGGGACUUAGAAAGGCUUAAGAGGUACGGUGGUUGGUCAUCCGAUGCUGUUCAUGCUUCCCUUUAUGAAGAUCAUACCGCUCAGAAAGGGAUUUCAGAAGGGAUGUUGGGUACCAGCCUCAUUACACUCCCCAGCCAAAAAGACCCCGGGGUCCGUAGGCAUCCAGCGGUUGUUCCAACUGAACCCCAAGAGUCCUAUCCUGGUUUAUUGAGGGUCCCUCAAGAUGAGUUAUUCCAUAACAGUCAUGGAGGAUCAAACCCUUUUAGCAGCCCAGUUGCCACGAAGCGAACAUCCAGAGCUCCUCGAGGCUCAAACACCAAUCGUGCAUUUUCGUGGGCACCAGAUCGUAAGGUAUCGUUUGCAGUGAAGGCUGGUGCUAUGGAUGCUACUGAUGAAAGUGCCGAUGGGGGACGAAAGCCAGCAGCUCCAGAUCGAGCCAAUGCAGCGAACCUCUUUGUAGCAGCUCACCCAGGACUAGAUCUUUAUCAAUUCCUGGGUGUUCCACCCGGUGCGACUCCAGCUCAGGUGCUCACCGCAUAUCGUCGCAGGUCCCGUGAGACUCAUCCAGACCGCUUUGCAACUGCUGGGGAAGAUGUCCAGAAAGCCAAAGGAGAGGAGUUUAAGAUGUUGGGAAUGGUCCGAGAGAUCCUCUUGGAUCCACUGAUGGCCACUCAAUACAUGAGGUGGAGACAAGAGCAAAUUGCUGCAAAGCAUGGGCGAGGCCGUUCCCCAGUUGUUCCAGCUGGUGUCUAUGCCAAGCAAGCUUCAUCAUUCCAACAAGCCAGAUCAAGUUUUGAUCGGUCCUCCACUCCUGCUGGCGCAGGAGCCAGCAGCUCGGGAGGAGCAGGCCGGGAGGGAUAUCCUGGAGGAGGAGCGCAAGGAGGACCGCCCCCAGCCAAAGCCCCUCCUGCUCCAGCAGGGACCGCGCAAAAGCCAAGGAAACCUCCACCGCCCGCGAAUCCGCCUACUCCGAGCUCAAGUGCGAAGCCAAGGAAAGCACCGCCACCAAGAAAUGAUGAUGGGAGGCCCAGAGGACCUACCACCCCACCAAUGCAAAAAAUGGCACCCACGCAAGCUAUUCCAAAGGGAGCACCGCCAACACCGGCCAAGCAUUUCCCCAGGGCGACCCAACCAUACACUGGAGGGGGCAUGGUGGACGAUUUGCGAGUUCCUCGCAUCGCACUGGCAGAUGUAGGGGUGAAACGAUCAGACGCUCCGUCUGAGUCUUGGUGGUCAGAGACGUCAUCCAGAUAUAGGGCCCCUUCGAGCUGGUUGGAGCCCCGGUCUGAGCCUUGGGUCGAAGAUGACCUUCCACCGGAGAGCACCGUCCCAGACAACGAGGAUGACUAUGUGUAUGUUGAGGUGGAAGCUGAAGACGAUGACAUGGACAUCCUCCAAGACCACCAAUUCGAUGAAGAUGAUUGGGACGAGCCGGCAUGGGAAGAGCUCCCUGAGGAGGGGACCGGGUCUGAGCAAGUCUUCCAAACCUUCGAUCAAGCCGUGAUGCAAGGACUGCUCCAGUUCAUGGAUUUCGUGAACAGAGGACGGGCCAAGAUGCUGAUUGAAGGUGCUCCACCUAUGACUUCUGUCCCAAAAGAGGUCCGGGAGGCAUGUUUGGGAGACCAUCCGGGGCUUCUAAAAAUGCAUCCCAGCGCAAAAGCAUGGCUAAUGGCAGGGACGAAAGGUGUCGAAUUCAAGAAGCCACCACCUCCUAAGCCUCCCAUGCUUUCGGCUCCCCCAAAGCCAGCUCAUCCAGAACAGGUACCUGAGCCAAAGGAGCCGCCGAAAGCCCUAGCCCCCAAACCAGUUCCUCCAGGCGCUCCGCCCACUGAGGUGAACCACUUUGGGUUUGACGAGUCUGAAGUCGACUAUGGUGAUGACGAUGAUCGAACCCCUGAGGAGAAGGCAGAAGAUGAGGAGCUGCUCGAGAAGACCAAGACGAAAGUGGAAGCUUUCCUGCGAGCACCCCCAGAGAUGAGGAAGACGCUUCGCUCCCAAGCAUGGAAGCGGUGCAAGAGCAAACUGGAGGAGCUCAACUUUGAGUUCAGCACUCGUCCACUGCCCGAAAUGCACCCAGGCAAAUUCGAGAAGGAUCUCAAGGAUGGCUUCACCUAUGCGGAGGCCAAACAACGCCAAAAGGGCCGGCAACGGGCCGCCCGACAUCAGCGAGCCUUGGCUGAAAUGGAGGGGGCCUCCUUUGAGGAUUUCCCGAAAUCCUGGUCACAUGGGUAUUCCAAGCAAGUCCUGAAGCCGGGUUUCCUCGAAGAGAAGAACAAGGAGCGGGCCCGCCGAAAAGCUACAAAGGCCAACUAUCGAUCCGAUAGAUCACGCAGCACUCCACCACCUCGCCAGUCAGCUGCUCCAGCUCCUGCAUCCAACCAGGCUGAAGCUGAAAGCACGGCCAACUGGGAAGCAGGAAGUCAAUGGCACGACUGGCAAGCGAGACGCAGCAGUGAGUGGCAACGGCAUCAACCAGAUGUCACACAACGGAGAGAUGCAAAUGCCGCAGACGAUGACGACUGGGGCAACUGGACCAGAGAUGGGCAACGAGGCAGCAACCAAGAUGGCUGGUCCAGCUAUGACUAUGGAAACCAUCAGGAUCGACAGUGGAACCA
Molecule: messenger RNA, 12761 nt
Organism: Cladocopium goreaui
Lineage: Eukaryota; Dinophyceae; Suessiales; Symbiodiniaceae
Source: the annotation of a GenBank genome assembly